AUGGCUGCUCCUGGUUCAGUAGUUGCAUCGGGUGGUGGUAAUUUAUCGGAUUUUGUGAAGCUCGGUUGGGUUUGGUUUGGCAAUAGAGGUCCUAAGAUGUGUGGGAGAGUUAGAGUGAGUUUGAGAGGUGUACAGAGUGAAAAACGGAAUGCUUUUGUUGGAUGUCUUAUGUCCGAUUUCGAGCCCAGAUGUCCCAUCUCAGGUUCUCUGUUUUCAAGUGGGAUGAGUAAUGGUCGGACUUUCUCAUCUUCGUGUUACUCUGAUGGGCUUAUGCCUGAAGUGUCGAAUGACGGAGCUUUGAGUGCUGAGCAGCUGUCAGGUCUCGCACUUUCAGUGGAGGAGAAGAGGCUGGAUGAUAGAACUUUGAAGUUUCUAUCUGGCGCAUGUUACAUGCCUCAUCCAGAUAAAGAAAAAACAGGAGGAGAGGAUGCUCAUUUUAUAUGUGGUGACGAGCAAGUAAUUGGGGUUGCGGAUGGGGUUGGUGGUUGGGCGGAUGUUGGCGUGAACUCGGGGGAUUAUGCUCGCCAACUCAUGUCUAAUUCGGUUGAAGCCAUUAGAAAGGUGCCAGGUGAAGAUGUUGACCCCUUGCGUGUCUUGGAAGAGGCACAUGCAGCAACUAAUAUGAUGGGUUCUUCAACAGCCUGCAUUAUUGCCUUGAAAAAUCAGGAUCUGCAUGCCAUCAACCUCGGAGAUAGUGGGUUUAUUGUAGUCAGGGAUGGGCAAGCAGUAUUUGAAUCGCCUGUACAAGUGCACGGUUUUAAUUGCCCUUAUCAACUUGAUCGAGGCACGAGUGGUGACCUGCCAUGUUCUGGACAGGUUUUGAAGGUUCCAGUUGAACCUGGAGAUGUGGUGGUUGCUGGUAGCGAUGGGCUGUUCGACAACGUGUAUAGUAAAGAGAUAGCAAGUAUUGUGGGUGAUGCCAUGAAAGAAGGUAUGAGCCCUGAAGCCACAGCCCGAAAGGUUGCUGAAUUUGCACGUGCACGGUCUCUGGACAGGAUAUAUCGGACUCCAUUUUCUGUUGCUGCUGAAAAGGCCGGAUACAUUUACUUUGGCGGUAAACUUGAUGACUUGACUGUCGUGGUCUCGUAUGUUUCUGGUUAUUCAAAAUACUGA
Molecule: messenger RNA, 1113 nt
Organism: Striga hermonthica
Lineage: Eukaryota; Viridiplantae; Streptophyta; Magnoliopsida; Lamiales; Orobanchaceae
Source: the annotation of a GenBank genome assembly